AUAUUUUAUCUUGAACAGUUACAAUCAUUUAAUGAUGUUUUCUUCUUCAAUAUGCUUCAACCUCAUGAUAAAAAUACAAAAAUCAAUGAACCUUACGUGGAAGAUGACCUCUCAGACACCUCUGAUCAGGAUCCUUACACAAAAACCCAAAUACUUAAGAACCAACCACAUAACGCAGAUAUUAUCUAUGAUGCUCCUGCAAUGGACAAACAUCUCUGGAAGCUCAUAUCCCUACAAGCCAAAGAAAUAGACAAGUUUCUCUCUAAAAAAUAUAUUGAAACGGCUUUUAAAGACUUUAGGCCUCUCUUUUUGGACACUCUAUUUUAUACAAAUGAACUUAGAAGAGAGCAAUCACUCAAAGUUAUUUCCCCAAACUAUACUCCACCAAUUGAAAAAAAAGAACAGACAGUUGUAAGAAGCAACAUAAUUAUAAAAGAAAUAGUUUCAGAUCCACUCAUGUUAAAGGUUCAGAGGCGGCCACAAUUAUGGGGAUCACCCAAAAUUUUACAACAACCAAAACUUUAUGACCAAUUAAUAGAGAAACUCUUACCUGUUAGAAAAAGAUAUCAAUCAGAAUGGUUUUCACCUUCUUCUCUCAACAUUAUUCUUAUAAAAGCAAACAACCCCACCAUACCGGAACUACUUAACGAAAUUCAAAAAUUGUUAGAGAAACAAGUUAUAGAAGAA
Racocetra persica is the source of this 687-nucleotide messenger RNA. The record is from the annotation of a GenBank genome assembly. NCBI's taxonomy places the organism in Eukaryota, Fungi, Glomeromycota, Glomeromycetes, Diversisporales, Gigasporaceae.